AUUUUAUCUUUUACCACCCGCUUAAACUUAACCAGUCUUCAAAUACUAUGUGCACGUUCGAUAAUGCCCGUUUGAUCGAUGGUAGUGACAACAAUGCUCUUUAUCCGACCGCUGGAACCCCAGAUCAACCUUUCUUAAGAACAAUUAGUUCUCUGAAUUUCAAUCAAAAUUCUUCUCCUGUUACAUCUCCCACUGAUUUCCUUGGUUUAAACCCGAGCGGACCGACAACUAUCAAAUGUUCUGAUAGAGUACCUUCUGGGCAAUAUCCUAUGCCACGAUGUAUAUCAAAUGUGAUUUCUAGUUAUAAUGAUCAACUUUAUAAUGUUGACGAAUUAUCAAAUCAUCGUUCAUUCAGAAGAACUAGCCAUUUCGCUACUUUCUUUGCCCAUUAUAUUACAUUCGAUCUUGUUGCUUCAAAAACCACAAAUCCAACUUUUCCUAUGUUCUUACCAGCUGAUGAUCCUCUCUAUAAUCCAAAUCCAAAUACCACUAUAUCUCCAUACCAACUUAGUGUACCUUUUUUACCUGUUAAUCGGUCUGAUGGUAAUAAUAACACUAAUCCAAAUCGAAAUCCUCUUCUUAGUGGAAUAAAUAAUGUCACCCCCUUUUUCGAUCUUAAUAAUAUUUAUGGUAUCAGUGAUCAAGACGCGAUGAACAGGCUUCGUGAUAUCUCAACAAAUAGAGGAAAAUUAAAGACGUCUAUUGUCAAGGGAGAACAAUUUCCUCCAAAAAAUUCUGAUGGUUCCUAUAUUUGGGGUUCGACUUCGGAACGUUCAUAUA
Messenger RNA from Racocetra persica, 780 nucleotides. NCBI's taxonomy places the organism in Eukaryota, Fungi, Glomeromycota, Glomeromycetes, Diversisporales, Gigasporaceae. The record is from the annotation of a GenBank genome assembly.